This is a messenger RNA of Gracilinanus agilis (Agile Gracile Mouse Opossum), 1044 nucleotides long. RefSeq names its product MHC class I-like protein MILL1. NCBI's taxonomy places the organism in Eukaryota, Metazoa, Chordata, Mammalia, Didelphimorphia, Didelphidae. The record is from RefSeq and is a predicted model, not a curated record. The transcript is spliced from 6 exons. Gene Ontology annotation, cellular component: external side of plasma membrane. Gene Ontology annotation, biological process: antigen processing and presentation of endogenous peptide antigen via MHC class I via ER pathway, TAP-independent; immune response; positive regulation of T cell mediated cytotoxicity. The coding region runs from base 15 to 743 and encodes 242 amino acids.
UGGAAUCAGAAGGAAUGCCGGCGUAUAUCGUCCUUUUUCUCUCCUCCAGCUGGCUGCUUUUCGCUAAUGCUCGAUGUCACAGGCUUCAAUACAACUUCAUUGCCAUGUCCAAUCCUGAUCAAGAACGAUCCUCAUAUUCAGCUCUUGUCUAUCUAGAUGAUCAAUUAUUCCUUCAUUAUGACAGUAAGAACCAACUAGAGCUUCGGAACACUUCAUUUGAGAUGGUUGAGCAAACAGACAUUUGGAAGAAAGAGAUUGAGAAUCUGGAGGAGAUGAGAUGGAAACUCAGAACAACUCUGGCAAAAGUCACACAAAAAAAUCAAGAAAACACUAGGAUGGGGUCAGGGUCUCACACCCUGCAGGUAAUACUUGGCUGUGACCUCCAUAAAAAUGGCAAGACUAGAGGAUUUUUGAAAUAUGGCUAUGAUGGAGAAAACUUCCUCACCUUCCAACUGGAGACACUCACUUGGAAAGCAGACCAUCCUGCUGCUAUCAGCAUAAAGAAUGACUUUGACACAGAUUUAAUAGAAACAAAGCUCAAUAAAGCAAAAGUGGAACAAGAAUGUCCUAAUCAACUUCAGGCUUAUCUGGCAACUUGGAAGGAGAUAAAAGGUAGACUCCAAGAAUCCAUGGAACAUCAAGGAAAGAACCAAAUCGAGCCUGUAACCUCAGGUUCUGUUCAGAGCAGAAGUGGGUUAAUCCAGUUGUUAUUGCUGCUGCUGUUAUUGCUUUCUUUGUUGUAAGAAGAUGCAGAAGAUCCAAAGAAUGUAAAGUUGGAAGAUCUCGGAUCCCUGAAACUACAACACCCAAGAUUUCUCUCUGUAUUACCCACAAUUCCUUUUGCCUUGUGUAUACAUGGGUGCUUAAGCAGUCUGCAUUUAAUUUGGGUUUGCUUUGCCAUGCCCUCUCUUUCUUGCACGUGGAUUGAGUGCUGAUUGGUCCUGGUGACCCCAGCUCUUUCCUCCAUGUGAGGUGAGUGAGAAAGGUACCGUGCUUUUCUCUAGCUCUCUAAUUUAAUAUUAAUAAAUCCUUAUAAAUAUCAUA